Molecule: messenger RNA, 2383 nt
Organism: Aphanomyces invadans
Lineage: Eukaryota; Oomycota; Saprolegniomycetes; Saprolegniales; Verrucalvaceae
Exons: 1
Coding region: 1-2262 (753 amino acids)
Source: RefSeq, a predicted model, not a curated record
AUGCAUGCCGGGUCGGCAUUUACCUUCAGCGACAUCCACCACUACAUCCAGUCGUCCCGGUCGUCCAUGCAACGGAUGUCCCAGCCACAGCCCGCAGGACCAGCCGCCGCCAACCGACUCGACGCGCCAUGGUCGUUUCUCACCUACGACCCAGCAAUGCCUGUAGAGCAGCUACUCCAGCGAGGCGCCCAUCUUGUCCAGUAUGUGAGCCAGGAGUGCCAUCGUGGAAUGCUAGCUGCGUCGUCCCCCGGUCGCGCCGUCAAAGACUCGGAUCGAAAUCUCUUGCAUGUCCAUGCGACAGCUGACCUGCCCGGUGUGUCCACAUGGAGAGUGCUGCGGACGCUUGCCGGACCAAGCGGGACUUCAUUCGACGACUUUUUGGACAGACUCCUCGGCGACAAACUCGAAGGCGUAACACUCCAUCGCAAUGCGUGCGCAGACACCUAUGGCCGGCCGUGGGCCGAUUCAUCUCGCGUACCGCCGCGGAUGGUGUCGGUGGGCAGUCUCUACUACGACGACUCGUCGCUCUUCAAGCACGCGACCAAGGAGCUCGUCUACCUGGACUACAUGCACAUCCACUCGGACGAGCGGACGAUCACGCGAGUGUUCAAAUCGGUCGACUGCGACCCCCUGGCCCCGAAGAAGCACGUCGAGCGGCACAAGCACAUUUUGUUUGGGUAUUCCAUCGAAGACAUCACGCGCCGUCCGUGUGGUGGCGACGCCGACGACGAAGACAGCUGCACUACCCGCGUGACGUUCUACGGCGACUACGCGAUGGCGCUGUCCGAGCCAGGGCGGGUAAUUCGUGAUGCGAAGCACUUUCUCGAGAAACUAGCCACGUCCAUCCAAUUGCUUGAACGCAUCCUGGCCGUUCAUUUGCCCAAGCUGUCGGCCCAUUCAACCAACACGCACGUUCGCUCGUGCCACACUUGCCUCCAGACGUUUUCGCGCAUUCGCAGCCCCACGACGUGCGUUGGAUGCACCAUGUGCUUUUGCGUCGACUGUCUGUCGCCCCAUGAAGUUGCGGACACCCCCAGCACGUCAUCGUCGUCCAGCGGCAGCCGGCGGUCUACUUGGAGGACGUGCCAUGCCUGCUACGCCAGCUCGAACCCGCGCCGCCGCUUUAGCCAGUCCAGUCUUCGCGACGCCAUGUCGUUUGCCACUUCGUCGACUCCUACGCACCACAACGACACCAUCGUGGCUACACCCAGGACAAGCCUCACGACUUCUCGAACCAAACCGACGUUGCAAGCCCCCUGCGCACAGUGCACCGUCCGACCGGCGACCCUGGCAUGUCGACUGUGUCGUGAUCUGUGCUGCCAGCCGUGUUGCCGAGUCGAGCGGUUUGUUGAUCCGCAUGGCGACGUGUCAUUUGACGUGUGGACUUGCACCAACUGCAUCGCCCAGACCACUGCCGAGACGUCGCCGCCCCAGGCCAAAUCCCAGCCGGUGGCAACCCCCAUCAAGACACCUCCUCCCCAUCCGUCCACCCAAGCCAAGAAUGAAAUUGCGUCGUCGCGCGGACCGUCCGAUUUCAUCGACCCUCGGCCCCACACCCUACUGUUCAAUUACCUCGUUCGGAUUUCCGAAGGCAACGAGUCCGACAACCUCAGCUCCAGUCCGCUCGAACUCGGCCCCUGCGAACCAUCCCCACCACAAAGCAGCUCGUCCCCAGAUGCGCCACCGUCUGCAGAUGCUCUGCCAGCGUCGAUGAGCUCUCCCCCGCCACAGUCCCUUUCCAACGCUCCCCUUUCGGACCAGACAAAGCCGCACGACCCCCCCAUGUCGCCCGCUCACCUUGAUCAUAUUCGGACGGCCGCUGUCCUCGACCUCGACACGAACGACGACCUGGACGCACUCUGCCUCCAAACUGCAACUCGCAUGGAGUGCACGUAUGCGUUCGUCAAUUUGAUUUACAAAGGCGCGUACAUGCUCAAAGGCGUGGCGGCCAUCGGCGCCGCGAUGCCAACGUCGAUUCCGCGGGACUGCGCGCUGUCGUCGCACAGCAGCUCGUUGCCGCUCCUGGUACCGGACGCUGAAAUGGACGCACGGUUCGCGAUGUCGCCGCUUGUCACGGGAAAAGAGCACAUUCGGUUCUACUACGGCCUCCCCCUAGUCACAACGACCGGCGCUCUUCUUGGCACCGUGGCCGUCGCGGACAACCACCCGCGCGUUCGAGUGUCGGCUAGUCAGCGCGACGACCUGGUCGAGUUUGCAUCCCAAACGGCAACCUUGAUUGCGACUCGCCUCAACCUCCAGUAGCACCCCAUGCCACUACCCCCCAGCCCCCAUGCAUUGCAAGACAUAAACGAGUGCAGCUCGUCGCCAGCCUCUCCCCUGUGACGUCGCCCCGCUCUUCGCGUAACUUAAAAAUGAAAUUGAC